Messenger RNA from Scutellospora calospora, 138 nucleotides. NCBI's taxonomy places the organism in Eukaryota, Fungi, Glomeromycota, Glomeromycetes, Diversisporales, Gigasporaceae. The record is from the annotation of a GenBank genome assembly.
AUGGUAAUAAUCCAUUUACAGGAUGUCGUAGUAAAUAUAGAAUUUUUAAUACAAACUUUAUAUUCUUUAAUCCGAAGUAAAGUUGAUUGGUUUUUAGAUGAAUUGGUAAAUGAAAUGACAAUUCAAACUGGAAAAAAU